Molecule: messenger RNA, 1116 nt
Organism: Punica granatum (pomegranate)
Lineage: Eukaryota; Viridiplantae; Streptophyta; Magnoliopsida; Myrtales; Lythraceae
Source: RefSeq, a predicted model, not a curated record
UCCCAUCUUCCCUUUCCCCACACCACAACACGAACACGACACACUUCAGUUAAUCACUUCAAAGCACGAACGCCUCCUCACUUCUCCAGUCCAGUCUCUUAUUAGAACAACCAAGAUGAAUCAUUUUGUGAGUUUCUCUCUCUCUGCAGGCUUAGUAGCCCUUCUUCUCAUCUCCUUCACCAAGCCCUUAUCGGCUCAGUCGGUCUCGGCUCCAGCACAGGCCCCGUACCAGUCACCACCAAUGCCCCCAGUGCAGUCGCCGCCGCUGUCCCCGGCGAUUGCCCCAGCACCAUCUAGUGGCCCUACCAUCAACUCGAUUCUCCAAAAGUAUGGUUACUUCACUGCCUUGCUCCGGCUCCUGAAGAUCACCGGCAUGGACAAUCAGAUCAAUUCCCAGAUUAAGCAUGGCAGCGGCCUGACCUUCUUCGCCCCGACGGACAACGCUUUCUCGAAGCUCAAGUCUGGAACCCUGAACUCCUUCAACGAUCAACAGCAGGUUGAGUUGAUGCAGUUCCACGUGAUCCCGACCUUCCUCCCCAUGUCCCAGUUCCAGACUGUGAGCAACCCGCUCUUGACGCUCGCAGAUGGGGCCAACGACGGCAAGUUCCCGUUGAAUGUCUCCAUGUCCGGCAACAGCACUAUUAACCUGUCGACCGGGAUUGACAGCGCCACCGUGGAGAGCACCCUCUACUUUGAUGCCAGGAGGCAAUUGGUAGUGUACCAAGUAGACAGGGUCCUCCUUCCCAGGAAGAUCUUCAUGCCUAACCCUCCGCCACCAGCUGUCGCUCCCACAUUGGCCCCGGCAACUACUCCAAAGACAGUGGAGCAGCAGGAGCAGCCUGUUCCUGAAUCAAAACCGAGUUCGGCCCCAACGGUAAGGAUCGGAGCUCAGGGCGUGGUGUGGGCUGGAGCCGCCCUCAUUGCUUUGUUCUCUUCAUGAAGAGAGGGAUAGCUGACCGUGGACGUACGGUUUAUGGAAGCGUCUUUAUGCACUGGUUUGAUCAUUUUUUUCCUAUUAUUAUUAUUAUUAUUAUUACUUUCGUAUGAGAGAGUGAUUGUGUAAUAAUAUUGUCCGAAUAAAUAAUAUUACAUAGUCCGUGAUGUCGAUUGAAUUGA